Molecule: messenger RNA, 448 nt
Organism: Rhopalosiphum padi (bird cherry-oat aphid)
Lineage: Eukaryota; Metazoa; Arthropoda; Insecta; Hemiptera; Aphididae
Product: dnaJ homolog subfamily B member 4-like
Exons: 2
Coding region: 1-270 (89 amino acids)
Biological process (GO): cristae formation
Source: RefSeq, a predicted model, not a curated record
AUGAAUAUUGAUUACUAUUCAAUAUUAAAUUUAAAAAGACAUUGCACCAAAGAUGACAUACAUAUAGCAUUUGGAAAACUAGUAAAAAGUCAAGUUCAAAAUUGUUGUUUGGUUAAGUUGUGUGAAGCAUAUGAGGUAUUAUCUGACCCAUUUCGCCGAGCUAUAUAUAAUGAAUUUGGUGAAGAGGGAAUUAAAAAAGGUGUAAAAACCAAUGACUUGUACAUUGGUCCAUGGACUUAUCAUUGUGAUGUGAUAAGCACAUAUUCGUAAGUAGGCAUUCUUAGGUGCAAUUUGAAAAUGCUACAAAUUUGUUUAAUCUUUUGUGGGUCCAUAUCUUGUAGAAAUGUAUAUACCAUGAUAAUUAUAAAAAUAAUUAAUCUGUAAAAUCAAUAAUGACAACUAUUAAAAUAAACAAAAAAUUAUUCAAUUAUUGUGAGCUAAAACUAAA